This is a messenger RNA of Symsagittifera roscoffensis, 891 nucleotides long. Its product is annotated as probable 18S rRNA (guanine-N(7))-methyltransferase. The transcript has 2 exons. Gene Ontology annotation, molecular function: rRNA (guanine) methyltransferase activity. Gene Ontology annotation, biological process: rRNA (guanine-N7)-methylation. Lineage: Eukaryota; Metazoa; Xenacoelomorpha; Acoela; Convolutidae. The record is from RefSeq and is a predicted model, not a curated record. The coding region runs from base 4 to 831 and encodes 275 amino acids. Gene Ontology annotation, cellular component: nucleolus.
GCUAUGCCAAGACCAGAAGACUCGGGACCGCCCGAGCUUUUUUAUGAUGCAAAUGAAGCCAAUAAAUAUACCUCAAAUACUAGAAUCAUUGAGAUCCAACAACAGAUGUCUGAGCGUGCACUUGAAUUACUAGCAUUACCUUGCGAUAGUCCUGCGUUAAUUUUGGACCUAGGGUGUGGAUCAGGACUUAGUGGAGAAGUCUUAGAAGAAAAUGGACAUUUCUGGGUAGGAUGUGAUAUCAGUCAGAGUAUGCUGGAUAUUGCUUUGGAACGAGAAAUGGAAGGCGAUGUUUUGUUGAGUGACUUAGGACAAGGCGUAGGUAUGUUCAGACCAGGAAUGUUUGACGGAGCUAUCAGCGUAUCGGCUCUUCAGUGGCUCUGCAACUCAAACUCAUCCAAGGAAAAUCCUUUCAAACGGCUCUUUGCCUUUUUCACCACUCUUUACUCGUGCCUGAAACGAAACGCAAAAGUGGUCUUACAAUUUUAUCCUGACUCCCCCCAACAAGCUGAGCUUAUCGUACGACAGGCGACGAGAGCAGGGUUCAACGGAGGUCUCAUGGUUGAUUUUCCGAACAGCACGAAAGCAAAGAAAGUGUAUCUAGUUCUGUCGUGUGGUGAUAUGACGUUUCAAAUGCCUCGUGCAUUGGGAGAAAACGAUGGAACUCAGUGUGUAUAUACUGCGAAUGAGCGAGUGAGGCUCGGAAGGGUUGAUAAGAAAGCGAUGAGCAGAAAACAAUGGGUGCUUAAGAAGAAAGACAGAAUGAGAAAGUUGGGCAAACAAGUCGCCAAUGAUUCGAAGUAUACUGGAAGAAAACGCUCAAAGAAAUUCUAAAUUGAUUGUUUUCUUUCAAAUUGUGAUACACCCCCAGACAGCAAUUAAAGUAGAAAUUAA